GCAGUGGCUCUUCACUCCUCUCCUCUCAACCUGCUCGAGCUCUCACUUUCUCCUCCGAGGGAUCUCUGGACGUUUUUUUUGUCUCUCAAAGGAAAAAAUGGCCUUGUCACAGAAAAGCUGCACUCUCCUGUUGGCUGUUGUGGCUGCAGUUUGCAUUCAGCUCCACCAAGCUCACGACUUUCCUGGACGCUGCAGAUGUCACACCACAGUCAAGUUCAUCAGAGGCAAUAUAUCUGCUUUCCAAGUCUAUGAAAGGCGGCCUGGAUGUGACAAAACUGAAUUGUUUGUAACCCUGGACAAGGCAAACAACUCCACUGAGGAUAUCUGCAUGAACACUGAGGGAAAGAUGGCCAAGGCUUUCUUGAGAUGCUGGGAAAGGAUAAACAAAGAGGAGAGCCGCAAGAUCGAGUGCAUCGACAGAAAAAGAAAGGCAGAGUGAAAGUACAAGAGGGGGAGGCCCGACUGGGGUGGAAAGUUAUCCGGGGCCGGGGUCCCGGAGGUGACAUGAAGACUGCACACACAAGCCUAAGAAUGCUGAGAGCAGAGCUUUCACCGAACUCCUGAACUGGAGAGCAUUGGGAAAUGACAGCGAAGAGGGGAAGAGCAGUGGGAGUGGAAAUGAUUAACAGCUUGGAGACAGGAAGGGGAGAGAAUGUAGUAAAGAACAGGAGUUAUGGAAGUUAGGGGAUAGAAAAUGUAAACAUAUGUACAGUACUAUAGCAGUCUGUGUAAGAAUGCCACUGUUGAAAUGCACACACUUUUAUGUUUUUGCUUGACAUACAACUAUUUAUGCUGAUUUAUUUAUUGUUGAAAUUUUAUUUCCUUACGUUUUUAUUUUUUGUUUUUACAAAUGUGUGACACAAAGCAAAUAAAGAUUUUGAUAUAA
Molecule: messenger RNA, 886 nt
Organism: Dicentrarchus labrax (European seabass)
Lineage: Eukaryota; Metazoa; Chordata; Actinopteri; Moronidae
Gene: cxcl18b
Product: chemokine (C-X-C motif) ligand 18b
Exons: 4
Coding region: 98-439 (113 amino acids)
Biological process (GO): immune response
Cellular component (GO): extracellular region
Molecular function (GO): chemokine activity
Source: RefSeq, a predicted model, not a curated record